CACACAGACAGACACACACACAGACAGCUCCAACUCUUGGCCUCCAUCAUCAUCACCACCACCAUCAUCAUCCUCAGAGGAAGACGGACAGGGAGCCCCCUGACCCUCGCCCCGCCGGGUCGCCAUGGCAACGGUCAUCUGCACUCGUUUUACCGAAGAGUAUCAGCUGUACGAAGAGCUGGGCAAGGGAGCAUUUUCAGUGGUGCGGCGCUGUGUGAAGGUGCUGUCGGGUCAGGAGUACGCCGCCAAGAUCAUCAACACCAAGAAACUUUCUGCCAGAGAUCAUCAGAAGUUGGACCGUGAAGCUCGAAUCUGUCGUUUACUGAAGCACCCCAACAUUGUUCGGCUACAUGACAGCAUCUCAGAGGAGGCGCAUCAUUACCUCAUCUUUGACCUGGUAACAGGUGGAGAGCUAUUUGAAGAUAUUGUAGCCAGAGAAUAUUACAGUGAAGCUGACGCCAGUCACUGUAUCCAACAGAUUUUAGAGGCGGUGCUACAUUGUCACCAGAUGGGCGUGGUCCACCGAGACCUGAAGCCAGAGAACCUCCUGCUGGCCUCAAAGUCAAAAGGAGCGGCAGUGAAACUGGCCGACUUUGGCCUCGCCAUCGAGGUGGAGGGAGACCAGCAGGCCUGGUUUGGCUUUGCGGGGACUCCAGGUUACCUGUCCCCAGAGGUGUUGAGGAAGGAUCCAUACGGCAAAGCAGUCGACCUUUGGGCCUGUGGUGUGAUUCUCUACAUCUUAUUGGUCGGUUACCCUCCUUUCUGGGAUGAAGAUCAACAUCGUCUCUACCAGCAGAUCAAAGCUGGAGCUUAUGAUUUUCCGUCCCCAGAGUGGGACACGGUGACCCCUGAAGCCAAAGACCUCAUUAAUAAGAUGUUGACCAUUAACCCGUCCAAACGGAUCACAGCAGCCGAGGCGCUCAAACAUCCCUGGAUCUCUCAUCGCUCCACAGUGGCGUCCUGUAUGCACAGACAGGAAACAGUCGAGUGUCUGAAGAAGUUCAACGCCAGGAGGAAACUAAAGGGAGCCAUCCUGACCACCAUGUUGGCCACCAGGAAUUUCUCUGGAGGAAAGAGUGGAAGCAACAAGAAGGCCGACGGAGUCAAGGAAUCAUCUGAGAGCACAAACACCACCAUCGAGGAUGAAGAUACCAGAGUGAGAAAACAGGACAUCAUCAAAGUCACAGAGCAGCUCAUCGAGGCGAUCAGCAAUGGAGACUUUGAGAGCUACACUAAAAUGUGUGACCCGGCUGUGACGGCGUUCGAGCCCGAGGCGUUGGGGAAUCUGGUUGAAGGCCUGGACUUCCACCGCUUUUAUUUUGAAAACUUGUGGUCUAAGAACAGUAAACCGGUCCACACCACCAUCCUGAACCCUCACAUCCACCUUGUCGGGGACGAGGCCGCCUGCAUUGCUUACAUCAGAGUGACACAGUACAUCGACGCCAACGGGACGCCUCGCACCGCCCAAUCAGAGGAGACCAGGGUGUGGCACCGCCGCGACGGGAAGUGGCAGAUCGUGCAUUUCCACCGCUCAGGCUCCCCCUCCACGCUCAGCAAGUAAGAACAGCUAAAUUCCAGAGUGGGCGGGUCUUUGAUGGGGCCACCGUCGCCUUGACAACUGAUUGAUUGACAGCAGGCCAGGCGUGUGACACCAGACAGGAAGUUUGAGAGGAGACGAGGGGCGGGGCCACAGAGCAGUGAACUGCACAAUCAACCAAUCAGCUUCCUCUUCUCAGCUCCUUUGGAUUUCAGCUGCACAGAGUGUAAUAACGUGUGGAAACCUCUUAUCUCCUCUGUCAGGAUGAGGGACAGGAGCGACGCCUCCUUCACAUCUGACUCCUUUAAAUACCUCUUAAUUAGCUCUUAAUUAAUUUUUAAUUAUAUCUUAAUUAUCUCCUGAAAUCACCUCAUGAUAACCUCAUUAACAUCGUUCAUAAACGUGAGACUUAUUAAUAACCAGUAAUGAGAUAUUUAUCAGAUUAUCGAAUACAUCAAUGGACCUGAAUGUUUUAAGGGUUUUUAAAAGUUCAUCUGUAUUAAUUAAGGGUUUUUAAUCAUAUUAAAAUAAUGUUGCAGGUUGAAUCAUUUUUAUUUGAGGUGAAUUCAUGAAGAUAUUUAUAUAUGACGAGCUUUUAAAUGAACACGAUGAAUCAUGACUUCAUAUAUUAAUAUUUUGAAUUAAAACAUUGUAAUUAACCCCUUUAAUUAAACGUACCUUCGUUACAGUGUUGUAAAUUUGUUAAGAUUAAUUAAGGGCUUCUUAAUGGGUUCUUUGUCAGUUAAGAGGGUUAUAAGUGGAAUUAAUUACAGAAUAAGUUUAGUUGUUAACGAAGCGUCACUGAUUGAUUUUUAUUCUUCGAUGAUUCUAUUAAAAUGAAAACCUGACAAAUUCUGGAGAUACGAGGUUUCCACUUGACAGUGAUAAUAACUAUAGAGAGUAAAAUUAUAACUGUAUACACAGUCUGGGUGUCGUCAUGGUUACUGAUCGUUAUUAGACCCAUUAUCUCAUCGUCACUGACGUGAACCAGCUGAUUAAAGAACAGAUUUGUUUAUUUUUACUUCCUGUUAAUUGAUAAUAAAAAAUAAAUAAACAAACGACACAUUUUACUGCCCGACAUGAAAAUAUCUGUAUUUAUGUAAUUAAUUCUGAUAAUUGGGUCUAAUAAGCGACGAGAACCUGACGCGUCUGAGUCGUAAAGUCUUCACACAGGUGAAAUUUAAUGUUUUAUAUUUAAUAUAAUUCUAACGAGCGGUUCAGGAAACGAGGUUUGGAUGUUCAUCUCUCUGCUUCCAUCGGGCUCGGAGAGCUCCACAGGCUUCCAGCGCUCUCCGACCUGCGAUCUUCCAUGAACAGCCACGCCUACACCCCCCCCCUCCCCCCCCCCACACACACACACACAGGUGUCCUAAUGAGGAGGGCCUUAACGAGGUUCCCUAACGAGCUGUCUGUCUGCUGCCUGCGCACCACUCUGGGCUUCGUUAGCAGAAUAAACUUUACAACAUGUUUUAGAUUUAAAAGAUCUGUGAGAGGAAGGAAGGAAGGAAGGAAGGAAACAUGAGGAGGACAGAUGACGUGCCCUGAUUUUGUUUUAAUGCCUAAAUCAUAAAUAAAGUUAAAUCUAAUUAGAGUUUAAAACGUUUAAAGUUGCUGAGCUGUAACUCUACGCGUUGUCUCUGGACCUCCGUACGUCACAUGAUCACAUGAUCACAUGAUCACAUGAUCGGUCUCCGUGGGGAUGCAGAAUGACGUCUGGCUCAACAAACGGACUCCUGAUUGUUUUAAGAACUGAAGUAAAUAAAAGCAGUGACCAAUCAGAGUCACUGUCACAAUCACGUCAUCUGUCACCGGGACGGCCAUAUUACACUCAUCUGUACGGAGGCUCACAGGGGACAAAAUAAGAGACGAGCCGAGAGUUUAAAUUAACAUAAAAUGUAAAAACAAUGUGACUUAUUACGAAUUACUGGAUUUUUAAGACUAACUUUGUUUUUAGAGAAAAACAAAACUCCAGUUCUUUAAUUCCAGAUUUUGCAGAUGUUGAUUUGAUUAUUGACAGAAAAUAAACAACUUUAUUGAGACGAGUGUUUAACAGUAACAAAACAUUUUGAACAUCACUGAAAAGUGUCAACAACAACAACUGUCUAUGAAAACAAAUAUAUUUAUAUCAUUAUAUCUGUGAUAGUGACCACGAUGAAACAUCAGGUUUAAAAAUGAAAAGUUUAUAUUUAAACAGAUUCAGUCAAAUAAAUUUAAUGUUUUAAUUGAUGUAUAUUUAAUUAAGCUGCUGGUGCUUUUUGUUUCCUCUGAGCCUCCGUACAUCAGGACACUCUGACUGUGGCGUUGGCGUGUCAGCCUUUGGAUAGUGAGGUGAGAUGUGGCCCCGCCCUCUUGCAGUGUUCCUGUUAUUUACCCGGAGAUGUGAGGUUUUAGGACGUCAUGAGCAGACAGCGUGUUUCUUCCUCCUCUGCGCCGGCGUUUACUUUCUGUACAGACGAUGUGAUUUUCUGCAUGCAGGACUUGACUUUGUGUUUUGUGUUUCCCGCUUUGGUCUCCGCUGCGUUUUGGCGUUCGCGGCUGCCAUUUUGUUUUCCGGUGACUUGACUGGGACUUGUUAGCUUUGUUAGCAUUCCUCACCGGGAGCUAUGGUGUCUGCUAGCCGUGAGCUAACAAAACGCCAGCGGUGCCAUCUUUGAUAUUCUGCGACUUUGACCCGUUGUGUUCGUCUCGGAGGCUUCAAGCUGCUUUUUACCGUCGGGAGAAUGUAGAACUUUGUACAAUCAGAUUAUUACUAUCACAUAAUUAUGAUUAUUAUUAUUAUGGAUCUAUGGCGUUUGUAUAUUGAAGAGCUUUUUAAUGUUGGAUCAGACAUGCAGUGCUCGCCGUCUGUAGAGAACACGUUGUGUAUUAUUAGCUUUAUCAUUUUCUCAGUAUGAUGUGCAUUAUAGCGUGUGACACCAGUUCCCUUAGCAACCGCUGAAUGUGUUCGCCACAGCGCCGCUAACCUUUAAUUUACUCCACAUCUCAGUGCCAUUUGGCGUCCCAGCUCAGGAUGCACUCAGAGAAGAGAGGAGGCUGAAUGUCAGGUCAAAGGUCAGCUGACGUCCUGACCUGCUCUGGGCUGCAGCGGCUCUACAGAAGCUCCAACACAGCAGUUUGAACAUCACGUUAAACCUCGAACGACAUUUCUAUCUUAGAACAAAUUUUCUGACUUGGAAUGUAAUCUGUAACUUAGAACAUCGCUUUUAACUUUAAACAUAAUCUCUAUCUGAGAACUUCAUUUACAACAUAAAACGUCAUUUGUGACUCAGAAUGUAAUUUAGAGCAUCAUGUCUCAUCUCAUUCAUAUUCUCUGAAGUAUUCGUAAUGUUUGUUACUCAGAAUGUCAUUUCUAUUUUAAAUGUAAUUUCAAAUCUAGAAUGUGAUUUUUUAACUUAGAACCUUACUUCAAAUGUAGAACAUUUCUAACUCGUAGAAUGUAAUUAGUGAUUUAGAACAUCUUUUCUAAUAUAGACGACCCCGGCUGCAGGUCGUCAUUAUGUGUUUGUUAUGAUGUCACAGGUUCGUCAGGCUGCCGUUAACGACUGGACGUCACCGUUAUGACUCUGCUGCAGCUGCAGGUUAACGUCGGGUCGUUGUCCUUAUGUCAGAACCUUCUCUCUGAUAUUUGGUUGAUUAGCGUUCACUGGUUUUAGCUGUUAGAGUCGUGCUCGCCUCUGAUUGGCCACAGGAAGUGACACAUCAUGUUCAGUGACAGUGUUUUGGUCAGUUUGGACUUUACACCAGAGGAGCUCAGAUAAACCGUUUGUCUCUGUGGUGCAACAAAACACGGCUGCAGCUUCACGAUCAAACUGACGAAUCGUGUAGAGUCAACUUUGAUCUGUACGUUCAUAGAGAACUUAGGUACAGCUGAUGCAACAUGCCGCCGAACACUUCCUGUCAUUACGACUUUUGCAGCAAACAAACUGUCACCAGAGUCUGUUCAAGUUUUCAGGGAUUUUAAAAUGAGGAGACGUCAUUGUCUUCAUCUGAUGUGGAGCCCAAACAGGCAUUGGCCUCUAUGACCUGCUGCACGUCAUCAAACAUUAAUGUGAAUAUUAUAAAGUUGUCUCUGGGCCUGUUUGACGCUGUGCUGUGUGUAGAGACUUUCAGACUAAUAAUACCGACCUGACUCACGGCCCAGUUUCAGCCUCCUCAACAUUUACAAAGUGUGAAGACAGUCGGGACUCCAAAUGGCGCCUGCAGAGUGAAUGGCUGUUUUCUAGUGUGUGUUUUCUAAAGCAACAAACUCCACUUUGACCUUUUCAAAGUUUUAUUUAUUCGUGCUGGAGGAACUCUUUCCGAGGAAAUAUCUGACGUCUUUUUUAGGUGUUUUUGCUUGAAACUGAAGAAUUCAUCCUAAAGCAGAUUUCACUUGUUAUUCUAAUGUUUUUACCAGCUGUUCGGUGGCUGCUGCGUAUAUAUUUAUCUCCAUCCAACCGAAGCAGAGACGAUUCGUUCAGACGCACUGAAACGUUUCGUCUCUUUCAGGUGAAGCUAAAAACACCUGCAGGAAGCUUCUCUGAUCCACGCCACGGGAAACAGCAGGAGGAGGGAAACUGUUAGCAUCGUUAGCAUUCAUUAGCUGCUCCUCUGGCCACAGCUAUUCAACAUGCUAACGUGCUAAUUUGUGGCUAACAGCAUGCAUGUGUUACAGUUAGGAAUGUUAAUGAAGCUAACAGUGCUAACAAACUAUUUCUCAUAAAUCUGGGCUACAUGACUGAAACCAAAGCUUUCAGCUGUCUUAUAAUCAUUAUGAUGUAAUCAGUGUAAUAACAUGUGUUAUUAUCUGCGCUAUGCUAACAUUAGCUCACGAGCUAACCACAAAAUGUCCGUGCAAAUGUGAGCCACCAACGAAACUCUACAAUAUAUUGAAGAAAACAUCUCAGAUUAUUUUUAUUUAUUUAACUGUUCAUUUCAACUUUGAAUUUCAUUAUUAUAAUUUGUUUUAAACAGUUCAAAUCUACAACGUCACAUAUUUAAAAAUCUCUUUUACUUUUAUUAAAAAGGUCUUAUUUUGUGUAUAAAAAGGGUCACCAUACUUUUAAAAUAUUUAAUCUAUGAAACAUAUCAGUCAGCUUUAAACCCUUGUGUUUGAUAUGUGUGUAAAUACACAAUAGAAACUUCUCUUUGUGUCAUUAAAGCAACACAUUCAUCAGAAAUCUGACCUGCAGACACAAACUCAGGUUCCUGAACAAUAUUCUGAGGAUUUAAGAAAACACGUAUAUUUAAAUUCCAUCAUUCGUAAUAUGACGUGUUCAGUUAUAUUUAAUGUGAGGCCUCUGUGUCUGCAGGAGUGAAACAUGAAAUGUGUUUUAUAUCAGUUUAUUUUUAAGAUAAAAUGUAAAGAUAUUUAAUCGAAGACGUUGAACAUGUCGACAGAACGUAAACUGAUCUUUGUUUCAUGAAGCGAACAUGAACUCAGGUACAAACCAGACUCUCAACAGUGUCUGGGGAGUUUACAGAAAAGGCAAUAUUACAGACAGUAUUUAUUCAUGGAACAUGUAUUCAGUCAGAAAUCUGUGACAUCAUUAAUUGAUUAACGCUUUGAUCAGAUGAAAGGUUCGUUAUCGGCCUGAAGCUCGUUGAGUUUAAUGAUCGUUUGUUUGUUUCCUUCCACACACAGAAAUGAAAACAAAUAAUUCAUAAACAAACAAACAAACAAUAAACAUGUAUGUUUUCAUUUCUGUCCUGGCUGUUUCCCGUCCACCAUGUUCACGCUCUGCAGAAUCAAUAAUCAAUAAUCAACAAUCAAUAAUCGGCUCCACUCAGCUUUUUCUACUAUGAUGGAUAUUGUACUGUACUGUAUUAACUGGACUCCAAUGCUGCAUGCUCAGUGUGUAACUGUGUGUGUGUGUGUGUGUGUGUGUGUGUGAGUGUGAGUGUGAGUGAGUGAGAGAGAGAGAGAGAGACAGACUGAGUGUGUGUGUGUGUGUGUGUGUGUGUUUUUAAAUCUUUUUUUCUUUUGUAGUUUUUUGGAGUAUUUCUUUUCUUCUUCUUCUUCUGCAUCGUGUUCAAAGUGUUCCUGUAAAUAAACUGAGGUGGUCAAACGCUG
This is a messenger RNA of Epinephelus lanceolatus (giant grouper), 7589 nucleotides long. RefSeq names its product calcium/calmodulin-dependent protein kinase II alpha (gene camk2a). The record is from RefSeq and is a predicted model, not a curated record. Gene Ontology annotation, molecular function: calmodulin binding; ATP binding; calcium/calmodulin-dependent protein kinase activity. Gene Ontology annotation, biological process: protein phosphorylation. NCBI's taxonomy places the organism in Eukaryota, Metazoa, Chordata, Actinopteri, Perciformes, Serranidae.